This is a messenger RNA of Paramuricea clavata, 361 nucleotides long. The record is from the annotation of a GenBank genome assembly. Lineage: Eukaryota; Metazoa; Cnidaria; Anthozoa; Malacalcyonacea; Plexauridae.
AUGUUGUACACCAAGUACACGUUUGUCUUGGCAGGAGAAACAUGUAGUUACGAUAACUGGGAUUACCGUUGGAUCUGGACCAACUUUGGACAACUCUUAAAUUGGGAGACCUUGGAAUGUAUGACAGAUGAUUACCAAUACCAAUACAAAUAUUUAGUAACGAUGAAGAAAUGUGACAAGAAUAACCAGAAACAAUUAUGGGAAUGUGUGGGUAACAAGAAAUACAAUAUCAAGCAGACACAGUCAGGCAGACACAUGUACUAUGGAGAACAUUUACAAUAUGUGACAACAAAAAACACAUAUUCGUAUUAUGAUAAAAAAUGGACACGCUUUGGUUCUGAAAAGCAUGUCUGUUCACAAG